CCGGCUCCUUCCAGCGCCCCGAGCCGGAACCCGCCCCUGCUCCCUGAGUUCGGGCCCCCGGGGGCCCGCGGCGAGUCAGCUGUCUGAGGCUCAGAGUCCAGCCUGCGGAGGAGCUGGAAAAGUGACCAUGAUCCUCGCACUGCUGCUGCAGCUGCUCUGGAUCCUGGGCGGAUGGGGCAGGAUGGCUGGCCCCCACCCCAGGCUCAGACUGUCUUUCCAAGAGUUAAAAUUGCGCCAUGGGCUGCGCACCUAUGGGCUGGAGCGCUCCUGCUGCUAUGAGGCACUGCUCCUGGACGAGGAGCGGGGUCGGCUCUUCGUGGGCGGCAAGAACCACCUGGCCUCCCUGAGCCUGGACAACAUCAGCAAGCAGGACAAGAAGAUCUACUGGCCAGCACCUGUGGAGUGGAGGGAGGAAUGCAACUGGGCCGGCAAAGACAUCAAUGCCGAGUGUAUGAACUUCAUCAAGAUCCUGCACCUGUACAACCGCACCCACCUGUAUGCCUGUGGCACAGGCGCCUUCCACCCCACCUGUGCCUUCGUGGAGGUCGGCCAGCGCAUGGAGGAGCCCGUCUUUAAGCUGGACCCUGCAGCCAUGGAGGACGGCAAAGGGAAGAGCCCGUACGACCCGCGGCACGUGGCUGCCUCGGUGCUCGUGGGAGAGGAGCUGUAUUCCGGGGUGGCAACCGACCUGAUGGGCCGUGACUUCACCAUCUUCCGCAGCCUGGGGCUGCGCCCGUCCAUUCGUACCGAGCAGCAUGACUCCCGCUGGCUCAAUGAACCCAAGUUUGUGGACGUGUUCUGGAUCCCGGAGAGCGAGAACCCGGACGAUGACAAGAUCUACUUCUUCUUCCGCGAGACGGCAGUGGAGGGGCAGCAGGGGCUGGGCAAGGCCAGCUUCGCCCGCAUCGGCCAGAUCUGCAGGAACGACCUGGGUGGACAGCGGAGCCUGGUGAACAAGUGGACGACAUUCCUGAAGGCCAGGCUGGUGUGUUCAGUGCCAGGCAGCGACGGGGGCGACACCUUCUUUGACGAACUCCGUGACGUCUUCCUGCUGAGGACGAGGGACCACGGAACCCCCUGCGUCUUACGCGUCUUCUCUGCCUCCAGCUCGGUGUUUAGGGGCUCCGCCGUCUGCCUGUACAACAUGCACGACAUCCGCCGAGCCUUCUUGGGGCCCUUCGCUCACAAGGAGGGGCCCAACUACCAGUGGGUGUCGUACCAGGGCCGUGUGCCCUACCCUCGCCCGGGCAUGUGCCCCAGCAAAACCUUUGGCACCUUCAGCUCCACCAAGGAUUUCCCCGACGAUGUGAUCCAGUUCGCCCGCAACCACCCACUCAUGGCCAACCCUGUGCUGCCACAGAACCAGCGGCCCGUUUUCCUGCAGACCAGCGGGGACUACACCUUCACCCGCAUUGCCGUGGACCGGGUGACAGCCGCCGACGGGCACUAUGAUGUCCUCUUCAUUGGCACAGACGUUGGCACGGUGCUGAAGGUGGUCUCGGUGCCCAAGGAGAACUGGGAGAACAUGGAGGAGCUGCUGCUGGAGGAGCUACAGGUGUUUAAGGAUUUGUCCCCCAUCACCAGCAUGCAGAUCUCAUCCAAACGGCAACAACUCUACGUGGGCUCCCCGACAUCCCUCUCCCAGCUUCCCCUGCACCGCUGCGGGAUCUACGGCAAAGGCUGUGCCGAGUGCUGCCUGGCCAGAGAUCCCUACUGCGCCUGGAAUGGCACCAGCUGCACCCGGUACAUGCCAAACACCAAGAGGCGUUUUCGGCGACAGGACGUCCGGAACGGAGACCCCAACAUGCUGUGCUCUGGAGAUCCCCACCAGAGCAGCGUGCCGGAGAAGAAGCUGUACGGGGUGGAGGGCAGCAGUGCCUUCCUGGAGUGCGUGCCCAAGUCCCUGCAGGCCCGGGUGUUGUGGACCUACCAGAAAGCCAGCGACACCCCGAGGAAGGAGGUGCAGCUGGACGAGCGGGUGCUGCUGACGGAGCGGGGCAUCCUCCUCCGCAGCGUGACACGCAAGGAUGCCGGGCUUUACCACUGCCAGGCCACGGAGCACGGCUUCACCCAGACCCUCCUCCGCCUCUCGCUGGAGGUGAUCGGUGCCCGGGAGGAGGCACCCGCCGAGCCAGCCAGCAGCAAGUUGUGGUACCAGGACUUCCUGCAGCUGGUGGACCACCCCAACCUCAGCGCCAUGGAUCAGGUCUGCCAGCAGUUGUGGGGCCGCACAAGCCACCAGCCCAAGAAGAAGCCGCCCCGGCCUCCCCCGCUGAGCAUCCAAGCGAAGCCCCACAAAUGGAAGCAUGUGGAGGAGACACGGAAAGCCCGCAAGCGACGCACACAUGAGCUGCCCCGCACCGAGAGGGGACCCCGCAGUGCCGCCGCCUGGUGACCCACCGGACUCCUGCUAGGAGGCGGGGGGAGGGAGGUUGGGGACGGGGGAGACCGGCGAGCUGAGCCGGCCAUGGGUUCCCUCUGCACAUAGCUAGGUGGGGGCAGCCGCACCCUUGAGACACCUUUCUCCCCAGCCAGGUGUGGGGGGAGCCCCCAAGGCCUCAGACCAAAGGCUUUGGGAGGCCAGUGGGAGAGGAGCAGGGACCCUGCGCCAUCCAGACACCGAAGACGCCUCCUGGAUCUGGCCGUGCCCCAGCCUGGAUCAUCCCCCGAGGGGCAGAUCAGUCCAGCAGGGACUGGUUUUUUUUCGAUUGGCCCUUGGCCCCUACCCGACAUCCUAUAACCCGGCCCUCUCCAGAGUCAGGAACCUCCCAGAGACAGUUCGUUGCACAUCCGUUUGGCAUGUGCUGGAGGGCAGGGAGGCUGGUACCUGGGUUCCCCCUGCUCCCCUGGGGACACGACCACUGAUGUAUUUAUUAAUGGACUGUUACUGAUGAAUGUAAACCCGCCUCAGGCUACACCCCAGCCCCAAGCGGACUUGGGGGCACUAGUCUGGUCCUAGGUACGUGAGCACAUUCCUGGCUGGUGGUUUCUGGGAUGGGUGUGUGUGGUCCCAUGGUGCAAUGGGGGGGCACAGCAGGCAGGAGAUCAGAGCCCAAGCCUCUCCCCUCACUUGGGAUGCUCCCUGAUUGGAAUUAGGGGCAGGGUGCCUACCUAAUGAGGCAGCACAGGAGAGAUCACCGUGUGGCUGGGGUGGCUCCAGAUUCCUGCAGGGUGGGGGGAAGGAGGAGUGAGUGGUGGGGAGUGGGAGCAUCUGUGUGACCCCAAUGCAUCAAGUCUUCAGCCUGACCCCAAACCCAGGGAGAACUGAUCCAUGGCCCGUGGGGAACCAUGGGGCAUGCCAGGCAUUCAAGGCCAGGAGCCAGCUGGCCCUGAGGCCUGAGACACAGAGUGCUGCCCCACGACCACCAUCCCAAACCUGGCUCUGUGGGAUGAGAAUAACCGCAGGCCUUGUGGAAGUGGGAUCUGGGUCCAGACCAGGCACUUUCAGCCUGGCUCUGGCAGUGCCCAGCGGCCGUCUCUGGCUGCUGGCCAUUUGGGUGGCCGGCACUAAACAAGCGAGCCCAUCGCAACUGGCCUCCCUUGUUGGGUGUCACCACCGGAAGCCUGAGGCCUGUCUGGGGAUGGAGAGCAGCUCUCACCCAAGAGGAGGGUCAGGGGAAGGAGCUGCCCUGGGGUGGGUGGAGGCGGCUUUCCCAGUUGCUCCUGGCCAGAGACAAGGCAUUUCAGCUCCAGGCUGCAUCCGUGCAGUACCUUUCACCAGCUGGGUGGCCCAGCGGGCUUCAGGUGACCAGGAGUCUGCCACUGCCCUGCCAGGGGACCUUGGCCAAGUGCCUUCACCUCUCUGGCUCCUCCUCCCCCCAGCCACGAGGCCCAGGGAACAGCCAGCGCAUGGAGAACAGUCACCAAAAUGCUCCAGGUACGAGCUGCGUGUUACGUUAAGUCUGAGCCCUGGCUGGCCAUGCCCACACAGAAUGGAGUGUAUGGCCCAGCAGGCUCAGCAGCAGGUCAUCAAAAUGGGGCCUCUCUCCCGAGGACGAGAUUUUAGCUCAGAUCUACAGAGGUAUUUAGGCUCCUAACUCCUGUUGUAUUCAAUGGAAGUUGGGCUCCUAGAGACCUUGGAGGAUCUGGCGCUUGGGUGGAUAUGUUGGUCGCAUAGCCCCUUCGAAACCUAUCAGUCUGGGUCUCCUGCCUUUCCUCUCCCCUUUGGGUGUGACGCCACUGACCCUGCUGUGGAGACGCAGGUGAGCAAAGAGGAAAGUGCUGCUUAGGUCUUCAGGAGCCAGCUCACGUGGAUGCGACAGUGAGGCAGGAAAAUAGGGGGUGGAAAGAGAAGGAAGGAGGCGGUAGGCCAGUGCAGCCCUGAUGCAGGAGAAGGGAGCGUGGCACAGAACUGGACCCAGCCCAGCAGGACUAUAAUGUAUUAACACAA
Chelonoidis abingdonii (Abingdon island giant tortoise) is the source of this 4390-nucleotide messenger RNA. The record is from RefSeq and is a predicted model, not a curated record. NCBI's taxonomy places the organism in Eukaryota, Metazoa, Chordata, Testudines, Testudinidae.